AUCUAAGUUAAAGCUUCAAUGCCCAAUAAUAAAUAAGAGAAUCCAAAGUCCAUUAAUGGUUGGAAAAAAGAAAAAAAAGGAAACAAAGAAACAAACAGCCCACAAAUAGCUAUGAGAAUGAGUUGAUACAAUGAGAUGAAGAAUAAUGAAAAAAUAGAAAAAAGAAGAGAAGCAAGAAUCAAUGGCGAAAAAGGUGAGAAGGGGGAGGGUGAUGGUAGGGAAAAGAGCUGGCCCCUCUACUCCAUCAACGCCUUGGCCACAUUUUGACUCCACCCAACACUUGACUCCUCCUGUUUCCGCUAGAACACUCUGUGCCAACCUUUGGCAACUUCAACCUCUUUCCCCACCCCCUGUUAUGCCUAAACUGCCUCCCAACCUUCGCCCUCACUAUGUUCAGGAUAAGGGUUUUCAUGCUGAUGCUUAUCAUCGUCUUCAUCUGCUAAGUAGCUUGAGGAGGCAUAAUGCAGCAUCAGUUGAAAGAAGUGAGAAUGGUUUUUUAAGCCCCGUAUCCCCAUCAAGCUCACUUGAGGUGGCAUCUUAUAACCCUGCAAUCACGUCAUGUACUUCUUUAGGAGGAUCUGGUUAUAGGCUUAAGACAUCAUCGGAGUUACUCAAGGUGUUCGACCGAAUCUGGGCACUCGAAGAACAGCAUGUGUCCAACAUGUCAUUGGUUAAGGCUUUGAAAACAGAAAUCGAUAGUUCUCGAGCUCGGAUCAAAGUGUUGCAGCAAGACAAACUUGUUAUGAAGAACAAGGAGCAAGAUAGAAUCGAAGUUGCCAUUCAAUCACUAAGUGAUGAGAGGAAGUUAAGAAAGCGAUCCGAAAGCUUGCACCGCAAGCUAGCUCAAGAACACUCCGAGGUAAAAUCAUGUUUCGCCAAUGCAUUGAAAGAGCUCGAGAGAGAAAGGAAAGCACGAAUUCUAAUGGAGGAUCUGUGUGAUGAAUUUGCUAGAGGAAUAAGAGAAUAUGAAGAGGAGGUUCAAUGCUUAAAGCAGAAACAUAGGGUCGAUGGGGAAAACCAUGACCGGCUAAUUCUCCAUGUUUCAGAGGCAUGGCUUGAUGACAAGUUAAGACUCGAUAUGCAAACUUUUCUGGAAGCUAAAUGCUUGAUCGAAUCGAGAAUAGGUGACCUUAAGGGGAACGGCUCACGCAUACAUUCUUUAGAGUCCUUUCCAUUAAACGAAGCUGUUAGUGAUGGCGACAAACACCGUUAUGAACUUAAUAAAACCGCAAAGUUAAGGUCUCGGGAAGGCAGCAAGGGCCGUAAACUGCAUCGUUUGCGUGGGCAAGUCGAUGACAAGGUUCAUCCCGAGAAUGGCCUCAAGGAAGAUUCACGCGUUACUCAAUCAGUAUACAAUGGCCAAGCUAGUCCUGUCGAACAAUGGGUAUCGAAGUUGAAACAUCCAGAGUUGGGAAAAUCCGAUUCUUCUCAGAAACUGCCAAAAGAAUCCAUUGAAAGCAAAAUCACUAGAAAAGGCCAGCAAUUGUUUCAAUUCAAAGAUUGUUUCUAGAAUUGCCUUUUACAAUUAUUUUCAUCUCUCAAAUGAUAUCCAACAUUUGUGCUAGUUUCCCACUAAAUUAUUAGAUAUACAUUCAGUGCAGCAUCUAUUAAACCAA
Molecule: messenger RNA, 1616 nt
Organism: Gossypium arboreum
Lineage: Eukaryota; Viridiplantae; Streptophyta; Magnoliopsida; Malvales; Malvaceae
Exons: 3
Coding region: 182-1510 (442 amino acids)
Source: RefSeq, a predicted model, not a curated record